This is a messenger RNA of Nezara viridula (southern green stink bug), 663 nucleotides long. The record is from the annotation of a GenBank genome assembly. NCBI's taxonomy places the organism in Eukaryota, Metazoa, Arthropoda, Insecta, Hemiptera, Pentatomidae.
AUGAUGAAGCACCUACUGGGAAUGCAAAUCAACCCAAGCAGAGCGAAGAAACCAGACCUAAAACAGACAAGACAGAAACAGGUUCUGAAAAAGGAUGUGAUUAUCCAAGAUGAUGAUGUCGAUUGUACUAUGACAGAAAAAAGGAUAUUGGCACUUGCUGCAAAACAUCCUUUUCUGACCGCAUUACAUUCAUGUUUUCAAACAAAGGAACGUUUGUUUUUUGUUAUGGAGUAUGUAAAUGGAGGUGAUUUAAUGUUCCAAAUACAAAGGGCAAGGAAGUUUGAUGAACCUAGAGCUAGAUUUUAUGCUGCUGAAGUGACUCUAGCAGAUCUCAAACUUGACAACAUAUUAUUAGACAAUGAAGGACAUUGUAAGUUGGCUGACUUUGGAAUGUGCAAAGAAGGGAUCAUCGAUGGAGUCACAACAACUACGUUUUGCGGAACCCCAGAUUACAUUGCUCCGGAGAUUCUUCAAGAACUUGAGUAUGGGCCUAGUGUCGACUGGUGGGCUUUGGGUGUUUUAAUGUAUGAAAUGAUGGCUGGUCAACCCCCCUUUGAAGCUGAUAAUGAAGAUGAUCUGUUUGAAUCAAUUUUACAUGAUGAUGUGCUCUACCCUGUAUGGUUAUCAAAAGAAGCUGUGGCUAUUUUAAAAGGGGUAUGUUGA